Cucurbita moschata (crookneck pumpkin) is the source of this 751-nucleotide messenger RNA. Its product is annotated as 22.0 kDa class IV heat shock protein-like. NCBI's taxonomy places the organism in Eukaryota, Viridiplantae, Streptophyta, Magnoliopsida, Cucurbitales, Cucurbitaceae. The transcript has a single exon. The record is from RefSeq and is a predicted model, not a curated record. Bases 104 to 652 code for a protein of 182 amino acids. Gene Ontology annotation, biological process: protein complex oligomerization; response to hydrogen peroxide; protein folding.
UAGAACCGCGAUGAACAAUGCCCAAAUACAUCCCUCUUUUCCGUCUCUCUCCCACUUAUAAAUAAAUUACUCUUUCAUCAUCCAUCCUCCAACUCCACCCAAAAUGGCAAUAUCCAAAGCAAAGAAAGCAGCACUUUUGGUGUUCACUCUUCUUCUCCUUACCUCAUCAACAGCCUCUCCGCUUCCAUUCUUCGACCCAUUUGGGAUUCUGGAGCAAACCCCUUUUAGCUUCCAAGACGAAAACAGAGAUGCUCUGCAGCACCCACUCCAGCCCACCAGAGUGGACUGGAAGGAGACGCCGGAGAGGCAUGUGAUCAUGCUGGAUGUGCCUGGACUUGACAGGGAUGAGCUGAAGAUCGAAUUGGACGACGAGAACAGGGUCAUCAAAGUGAUGGGAGAGAGGAAAAGAGAGGAGGAAAAACAGAGCGAUCACUGGCACCGAGUCGAGAGAAGUUAUGGCAAAUUCUGGAGGCAAUUUCGGGUGCCCAGAAAUGCGGAUAUGGAGUCUGUUAGAGCUCGGCUGGAGAAUGGGGUUCUCACGGUGACGUUGUCCAAGGUCUCGCCGGAGAAGGUUAAGGAUCCCAAAGUGGUGAGCAUUGAAGAACCGCGGGCGGAGCAGGCGAAGUUGGGAGGGGCCAAGCAAGAGCUUUGAGAACUCAAAUUUCUGUUCUUUAGUUAUGUGUGAUGUUUUGAGUUGAAAGUUUGAAUGCAGUGUCGUGCGUGUAAAAUAAAGAAGCAAGUUUGUGUUAUG